This is a messenger RNA of Diospyros lotus (date-plum), 1085 nucleotides long. RefSeq names its product nuclear transcription factor Y subunit B-8-like. Bases 247 to 774 code for a protein of 175 amino acids. The record is from RefSeq and is a predicted model, not a curated record. Gene Ontology annotation, molecular function: RNA polymerase II cis-regulatory region sequence-specific DNA binding; DNA-binding transcription activator activity, RNA polymerase II-specific; protein heterodimerization activity. Gene Ontology annotation, cellular component: nucleus; CCAAT-binding factor complex. The transcript is spliced from 7 exons. Gene Ontology annotation, biological process: regulation of transcription by RNA polymerase II. NCBI's taxonomy places the organism in Eukaryota, Viridiplantae, Streptophyta, Magnoliopsida, Ericales, Ebenaceae.
GUGCAGAACCCUACCCGAAUUCCAGAGCAGAAAGAAAGAAAGAAAAACACGAAAGAAUUUGAGAAGAGAGAGAGAGAGCGAGAGAGAAAGAAACCAACGGUGCUGAUAGAAUCCAAGCUCGAAAUCAAGCUCGCGCAUCUCUCCCCUCUUCUCCAGCGUCCGAUCUCUCUCUCUCUCCCGAUCUAACCAUCUCCCGCCCAAAAUUACAAAUCUCUUCGCUCCACUCCACAAUCGGGUUUCUGCGCGAUGGCGGAGGCGGCACCGGGGAGUCCGGGCGGUGGGAGCCACGAGAGCGGGGACCAGAGCCCCAGGUCCAACGUGCGCGAGCAGGACCGGUUUCUGCCUAUCGCCAACAUCAGCCGGAUCAUGAAGAAGGCGCUCCCGGCGAACGGGAAGAUCGCCAAGGACGCCAAGGAGACCGUCCAGGAAUGCGUCUCUGAGUUCAUCAGCUUCAUCACUAGCGAGGCGAGUGAUAAGUGCCAGAGAGAGAAGAGGAAGACGAUUAACGGGGAUGAUCUACUCUGGGCCAUGGCGACCUUAGGGUUUGAGGACUAUAUUGAGCCGCUGAAGGUGUACUUGGCUCGAUACAGAGAGAUGGAGGGUGACACCAAAGGAUCAGCAAAGGGUGGGGAAGGGUCUGCCAAAAGAGACGGGAUUCAAUCUGGCCCCAGUGUCCAGCUUGCUCAUCAGGGUUCAUUUUCGCAAGGAAUGAGUUAUGGAAAUUCUCAAUCACAAGCUCAACAUAUGAUGGCUCCCAUGCAAGGCACAGACUAAGGUUGGGUUCUGAUCUGAAGCUGGUUCUCUCAGAUGGAUCCAUUCCAAGGAUCCCUCCCUCUCGUGUUUGAAGCUAGCUAAUCGAUUUAUGAAUCCACAUACUGAAAUCUGAUCCGAGCAAUGUAACAUUUUAGGGUUUGUUUAUUAUUAUGUUUUCUCCAUGUGUUGUAUGUAUAUCAAUCAAGGGGGUCUCAUUAUUUCGCGAAUUAUGUAACGUUGGUGGAUUUAUUGAAUACCCUUUUUAUUUAGGCAAGAACAGGAUACGUAUAAACUGCUUCAGAAAUUUCUAUUUAAUAUUUUCAUUUAGCUUC